AUGGAAUUGAAUCCAGCAUUCGUUCCUAUACUGAACAACAUGAUGGCAAACAUACAGAACAAGCCAAUUACGAUACCUCAAAACUUAAAUAUUCACGAAAUCCAAAAUUUAAUUCAACAAUUACCAAAAGUACCACAACCCAUAGAGAAAAAGGCAACCACACACAACAAAUUUACUCCUGAUGACGAUGAAAAGCUCAAGAAACUAGUUGUUCAACUCGGAAUCGGACAAUGGCGCCAAAUCGCCUCAAUUAUGGGCGAUAGGACAGCAAGACAAUGCCGCGACCGAUGGAAAAACUAUCUCAUGCCUGGAGUUAACACUGCUCCAUGGACGGAAUACGAAGAUAAACUACUUGAACAAAAAGUAAACGAGUUAGGAAGAAAAUGGUCUGUAAUUGCCAAAUUCUUCCCCGGAAGGACAGAUAUUAACAUCAAGAAUCGUUACGCAUCACAUACAACGAAGAAAUUCAAAGAUGAUGAAAUCAUUAAACCAACAGUUGAGCAACUUGCUCAGCAACAAGCGCAAUAA
Trichomonas vaginalis G3 is the source of this 528-nucleotide messenger RNA. RefSeq names its product RNA polymerase II transcription regulator recruiting protein. The record is from RefSeq and is a predicted model, not a curated record. NCBI's taxonomy places the organism in Eukaryota, Parabasalia, Trichomonadida, Trichomonadidae. The transcript has a single exon. The coding region runs from base 1 to 528 and encodes 175 amino acids.